AAGAGAGACUGAUAACUUCCCUGGUAGAGCAGAGAAAAGGUACAGGGGUGGGGCAGGGUCUCCUCGGGGCGCCCGUCGCGGGAUGGGCAGAGCCCAGGCUACCCCGCCUCGUAUCUGCGGUGGCUUUCGGCGCCCCCCAUACGCUGCCCGACGCCCUCCCAGCCAGGCUGCCACGGGGAGGGGUGAAAGGAAGGGGCCUCCCGGGAGAGGGGGAAGAAAGGAAAGCGAAACCCGCCGGCCCAGACUUUCGCUUUCGCCACCUCCGUGCAUUGCCCAAGGGGCCCCGCGCCCCCCAGAAGCUCUCGGAUCCAAACGUCGCCCGCCCGGGACCUGGCACCCCGCGCACCGCGCGACCCCUGGCGGAGGGAGGAAGCGAAGGGGGCAUCGCAUGGGGGGCGCUGAGGGUCCCUUGCGCCUCCGCGACUGGCUGGUGGCGGCAGAUCGAGAGGUGGGCGCUACGCGGGGGCUGCGCUGGGAGGACGCGGGCAAGACCCUCUUCCGCAUCCCCUGGAAGCACGCUGCCAAGCAGGACUACCAGGCACAGCAGGACGCGGCGCUCUUCAGGGCCUGGGCCGUGUACAAGGGCAGGCACCUGGAGGGCACUGACAAGGAGGACCCCUCCACCUGGAAGACACGGCUCCGCUGUGCCCUCAACAAGAGUGCCGACUUCUGUGAGGUGCGUGAGCGCAGCCAGCUGGACAUCUCCAACCCCUACAAGGUCUACCGGAUUGUGUCCGAGGACGCCCGUGGCCCAGUGACCAAGGCGUGUGCUCUCCCUGAAGAGGAGUGCAGUCCCCCGAGCCAGCAGGAGCGCCCUGGGGAAGUGGCAGAGCUGAGCUGCAGGACAGACCAGGAUGGCUCUGGAUUAGCCGCAGAGGAUGAGGACAAGGAGCCAACGCCCAGGCUGGCCCAGCAGGCCUCCCCGCCAGCCACUCUGCUCCCAGGCCCUUUGGCUGACCACAGAUACCCUGCACGGGACCCCUCCCACUUCUGGAGCCCCGCCCCCUCCGAGAGUUUCGGCAACCCGGAUUGCUGGCUGCACGUGCGUCUGUUCUACGGCGCCGCGCUGGUGUACGAGGCCACCGUUCGCACGGCCGAGGGCUGCUGUCUGAGUCCGCGGGCCGCGGCUGCCGCCGCCACCGAGCGCCUCCUGGGGUCGCCACCGCGCGUCGCGCAGGUUCGCUUCCCCGAGCCGCUGCGGGGCGCCCGCGCGCUGCAGAGCCUGCUGCCGCACCUGGAGCGCGGCGUGCUGCUGUGGGUGGCGCCCGAGGGCGUCUUCGCCAAGCGCCUGUGCCAGGGCCGUGUGUAUUGGCGCGGCCCGCUCGCCCCGCACCGCGCGCAGCCCAACAAGCUGGAGCGCGAGCGCACCUGCCAGCUGCUCGACACGCACCGCUUCCUCGCGGCCCUCUCAGUCUCGGUGCCCGCAGAACUGCGUGCCCACCUGCGGGAGGGCCACCCAGAGCCCGAGUACCAGAUCCACCUGUGCUUUGGUGAGGAAUACCCGGGGCCCCCGGGCCAGCCCGAGGAGCGUCUCGUCAUGGCCCACGUGGAGCCGGUCUUCGCCCGCGAGCUCCUCCUGCACUCGAAGCGCCUCUGCCGCCGCGCCCUGGCCGUUACCCAGCCCCGCACCAAGCCCGGCAUCCCCGAUGGCGUCACCCACCUGCUGAUGCAGCCGAAUCAGCCCUGAGCGGAUCGCUUACUCCUCUUGUGCCCCCUAAAACCAGCUCCCCACUGGGCACGGCACCCGCACCCCCUGUCCAGCCCUGUCCACGCUGAGCCAGUGGCUCCGGAUCCACGGGCUCAGUGGGUCGCUGGGACAGAAAAAGCGGGUCGCAGCCUUCAACCUUUCAGCCGCGAUAAGGAGUCCCGGAAGCCCCGUUGGGGCGCCAACCUGGCAGCUGGGCUUGGGGCUUCCCAUGGAAACCGGACUCACCUUGAGGCCCUGGGAAAGGCAGCAGCUAGGACAGAAAUGAAGACUUCAUCUCUUGAUCAGAGCCCAGCAAGCCCAUAGUGCUUUACUUAGAGCCAGCUUUACCUGCACUGAGUCCAUUAUAAGGUUUGCUUAAAGUAGAUCUUCAGGGUUGCUUCUAGUGGGGCCAACCAAUAACCAAACUAGCUGCCCUCUGAGGGGCUCUAAGAUUCCAGACCCUUCUACUCAGCUGCCACUAGUGUCUCUAAAUCAGAAGUCCUGACCUGAACCCUGGGCUUUAAACUCUAACCACUGACCCACCAGCACCAGUAGGACACUGUCUUCAGGUGAAACUGAGGCAGCGGCCAGACACAGCCCUAAGGUAGAGGCCAAAAUGGGAGCUAGGAGUACAUCCCCUCCCCAGGCCCUACUAAUCUAUGCAAACUGUUAAGUUGUAGGGAAUCCUUGAGAAUUGGGAGGGGCACCUAAAACCAUGAAGUCAGUUGCCCCUGAUUUGUUGGAAAAGUAACUGAUCUCCACCCCAAGUAGCAAACUUUUUUUUUCCUUUUCAGAUUUGUGAGUUUAUUUGUAAGAAUCCUCUUACAGAUGUCAAUGUAAUAAAUCACAUUUAGUGAUGCA
Messenger RNA from Choloepus didactylus (southern two-toed sloth), 2548 nucleotides. RefSeq names its product interferon regulatory factor 4-like. The coding region runs from base 83 to 1687 and encodes 534 amino acids. Gene Ontology annotation, cellular component: nucleus. The transcript has 8 exons. Gene Ontology annotation, biological process: regulation of transcription by RNA polymerase II; immune system process. The record is from RefSeq and is a predicted model, not a curated record. Gene Ontology annotation, molecular function: DNA-binding transcription factor activity, RNA polymerase II-specific; RNA polymerase II cis-regulatory region sequence-specific DNA binding; protein binding. NCBI's taxonomy places the organism in Eukaryota, Metazoa, Chordata, Mammalia, Pilosa, Megalonychidae.